Messenger RNA from Prunus armeniaca (apricot), 306 nucleotides. The record is from the annotation of a GenBank genome assembly. NCBI's taxonomy places the organism in Eukaryota, Viridiplantae, Streptophyta, Magnoliopsida, Rosales, Rosaceae.
AUGGCUAUCAGAUUGCCUAGUAUUAUGCAAGCAAAGCAGAUCCUCUGCCGGGGGAGUUUGUUUGCUAACCGAGCAGCUUCAACAUCUUUAGUAGGUGUUCCAAAAGGCUUCUUCGCAGUGUAUGUUGGAGAGAAUGAAAAAAAGAGACACAUGGUUCCAAUUUCAUUAUUGAGUCAGCCUUCAUUUCAAGAGUUGUUAAGUAAGGCAGAGGAAGAAUUUGGAUUUGACCAUCCAAUGCGUGGAUUCACAAUUCCUUGCAGAGAAGAAAUCUUCGUUGAUCUCACUUCUCGGUUGUAUGGUUUGUGA